Messenger RNA from Penaeus chinensis, 624 nucleotides. RefSeq lists its product as uncharacterized. Gene Ontology annotation, molecular function: protein dimerization activity; transcription regulator activity. Lineage: Eukaryota; Metazoa; Arthropoda; Malacostraca; Decapoda; Penaeidae. The record is from RefSeq and is a predicted model, not a curated record. Gene Ontology annotation, biological process: cell differentiation; circadian regulation of gene expression; negative regulation of transcription by RNA polymerase II. The transcript has a single exon. Gene Ontology annotation, cellular component: nucleus; cytoplasm. The coding region runs from base 1 to 624 and encodes 207 amino acids.
AUGAACAGCGGAUCCAUGGCCGCCAUGGCAGCAGCUCUCGCCGCAAACUCCACCAUGUCGUCCGAUAAGACAGAGAUGCGAGUCUACCUCGACAGACUCAAGGCCAUGGUGCCUCAGUGUCCCAAGAACCGUAAAGUGUCCAGACAGGAGCUUCUCGAACACGUCAUCAACUAUAUCAGCGACCUCGAGGAUACCCUCCAGUCAGACUCAGAGUCCGACAGUCCUCCAGCGAGUCCUACCAGUAACUUCAGCUUCAGCGACUCCUUCAACCAGUACUCCCAAAAUCAGCAGUCUCAGUUAAGUGGCUACAAUCAGCAGUCUCAGUUAAGUGGCUACAAUCAGCAGUCUCAGUUAAGUGGCUACACCCAAGAGUCUCACCUCAGCGGCUACAGUCAGCAGCCCCAGUUCGGCGAAUCCUUCAAGCAGCAGCCUCAGUACGACGGUUAUGGAACACAGACUCACCAGUAUUCCCAGCAGCAGUACAGCCAAGAAAAUUGCAUGAUGAUGGAGGACUCCCACGGUAGCAGUGACUAUAGCAAGUACUACGGAAGCAGUUCUGCAAAUUACCCACUCGGCCACUCGACCCAAAGCAUGGAGAUGGACACUUAUGGUUUUGGAUAUUAG